AUGAUCUGUCGCCAUGGAGAGACCCGCAACGUCGCCGAUCGCACACGUCGCCGGCGAUGGUCGCACACCUCCAUCGUCGUCGCGUGCACUGACUCUACAGCCAGCGGCCUCCGUCGCCGCGUCCAGCGGCCUCCGUCGCCGCGUCCAGCGGCCUCCGUCGCCACGUCCAGCGGCCCUCGUCGCCGCGUCCAGCGGCCUCCGUCGCCGCGGCCACAGCCGCCGCCGGCAGCCAUUGCUGCCUUUUCCCGCGGCCAGAGCCGCCGCCGGCAGCCAUUGCUGCCUUUUCCCGCUGCCACAGCCAUCGCCGAUAGCCGCAACAGCCCCCUCACGCGUCUACUGCCGCUGUCUUUAGUAGAUACCGUCACCUUCCAGGUAGCCGCAGCUUGGUACUAUUUGAGUAAUUCCGGCCAUCGCGCCGAGCCGCCAAGAUCGUCUUCUUCCUCGUCCUCUCACGACUCCUCGCCAACACUGCCGCCGGCCAUCACCUUCGCUUUUCUCCAUCUCCUCCUCUACUCUCCCUCGCCUCCGGCUGCCACCUCUCUUCUCCUCCUCUUCUCGCCGCAACCGACAGCAGGAACAGGGAGAGUUUCUUCUCCCUAUCCAGCCGCCACCCUCGAGCGACAGCCAACGACGAUCGCCUUUCUUCUUCCUCUCCCUCUUCUCCUCGCGACGCCGGCCAUAGCCUUCUUCUUCCUCUCUUCUCCCACUGGACACGCCGUCGCUGGGGGAGCGUUCUUCCUUCGUCGAGUUGGGCUCCCGCCGCCAACAGGAACCAAGGGGCUUCUUCGUGCGGGCAUAGCGUCGCCAACAGCUUCUUCCUUCUCACAGAUGACGACGAAGUCGCCGGACAAACCGACAGCCACCUCCCCCUCCUCCUCCCCGCGUAUCGCCGUUGCCGGAUCGAAAGUCGUCCUCUCCUCCUCCCCUCGUGUCGCCACUGCCGAACCGACAGCCUCCCUCUCCUCCUCUCCGCGCGGACGCUGCCACGUGUCGACAACCUUCGUCUCCCUCCCCUAUGACCGGCCGGCGCCUCUGUUGUCGGUCACCGCCCUUCAGACCGCCGAACAGCCAAGCGAUGUCUCGCCAGUGGUCUCCUCCAGGACGCCGCAGCGCUAUCUCUCGUAUCGCUUCACUAUAGGACAUCUCCAAACCAUUCGCAUUGUCAUUCGCGUUAGCUGUGGGUCGGGCUUCCGGGCCUCCACCGCCAGUGGACUCCGAUCUGAUUGUGCUUCGUCUUAG
This is a messenger RNA of Zingiber officinale, 1239 nucleotides long. RefSeq names its product mucin-2-like. The record is from RefSeq and is a predicted model, not a curated record. The transcript is spliced from 2 exons. NCBI's taxonomy places the organism in Eukaryota, Viridiplantae, Streptophyta, Magnoliopsida, Zingiberales, Zingiberaceae. Bases 1 to 1239 code for a protein of 412 amino acids.